AUGCCCUCCUGGGCCUUCUUGGUGGUCACCUCCUGCCUCCUCCUGGCCUCCCAAAACCUGGCACAAGUCACCAGCCAAGAUGCCUCCUUGCUGGCCUCGGACUCAGAGCCCCUGAGCUGUUUCUCUCGAACAUUUGAGGACCUUACUUGCUUCUGGGAUGAGGAAGAGGCAGCACCCAAUGGAACAUACCAGCUGCUAUAUGCCUACCCAGGGGAGAAGCCCCGUGCCUGCCCCCUGAGUUCCCAGAACAUGCUUCCCUUUGGAACCCGAUACAUGUGCCAGUUUCCAGCCCAGGAUGAAGUUCGCCUCUUCUUUUCCCUGCACCUCUGGGUGAAGAAUGUGUUGCUGAACCAGACUCUGACCCAGCGGGUGCUCUUUGUGGAUAGUGUGGGCCUGCCAGCUCCCCCCAGUAAUAUCAAGGCCAUGGGUGGGAGCCAGCCAGGAGAACUUCAGAUCAGCUGGGAGGCCCCAGCUCCUGCAAUCGGUGAUUUCCUGAGACACGAACUCCGUUAUGGUCCUGAGGAUUCCAGGAACACCACUGGUCCCAUAGUCCUGCAGCUCCUGUCCUCAGAAACCUGCUGCCCAGCUCUAUGGAGGCCCAAUCCAGCCCCAGCUCUGGACCAGCUUCCAUGUGUUCAACCCAUGAUGCCCCAACAGGAUGGACCAGAGCAGACCUCCCCAACUAGAGAAGCUCCAUCUCCAGCAGUGAUGGGUGGAAGUUGCCUCAUCUCAGGGCUCCAGCCUGGCACCUCCUACUGGCUCCAGCUGCGCAGCCAACCUGAUGGGAUCUCUCUCCAUGGCUCCUGGGGAUCCUGGUCACUCCCUGUGACUGUGGACCUGCCUGGGGAUGCAGUGGAAAUUGGACUGCAGUGCUUUACCUUGAACCUGAAGAACAUUACCUGUCAGUGGAAGCAACAGGACCACAUUAGCUCCCAAGGUUUCUUCUACCACAGCAGGGCACGAUGCUGCCCCACAGACAGGGACACCACCUGGGAGAAGUGUGAAGAGGAGAAAAAUCCAGGAUUACAGCCCUCCCAGUUCUCCCGAUGCCAGUUCAAGUCACGAAAUGACAGUGUUAUUCACAUCCUUGUGGAAAUGACCACAGCCCAGGGUGUUCACAGCUACCUGGGCUCUCCUUUCUGGAUCCACCAGGCAGUGGUCAUCCCCACUCCAAACUUACAUUGGAGGGAGGUCUCCAGUGGGCAGCUGGAAUUGGAAUGGCAGCACUCAUCAUCCUGGGCAGCCCAGGAGACCUGCUAUCAGCUGCGAUACACAGGAGAAGGCCAUCAGGACUGGAAGGUGUUGGAGCCACCUCUCGGGGCCCAGGGAGAGACCCUGGAGCUGCGCCCACGCUCUCGCUACCGUUUACAGCUGCGCGCCAGGCUCCACGGCCCCACCUACCAAGGACCCUGGAGCACCUGGUCUGACCCAGUCAGGGUGGAGACGGCCUCCGAGACGGCCUGGAUCUCCUUGGUGACCACUCUGCUCCUGGUGCUAGGCCUCAGCGCCCUCCUGGGCCUGCUGCUGCUGAGGUGGCAGUUUCCUGCGCACUACAGGAGCCUGAGGCAUGCCCUGUGGCCUUCACUCCCAGACUUGCACCGGGUCCUAGGCCAGUACCUUACGGAUGCCACAGCCCUGAGUCCGCCCAAGACUACAGUCUCAGAUGCCUAUGAAGAAGUAGAACCCAGCCUCCUUGAAAUUCUACCUAAGUCCUCAGAGAAGACUCCUUUGCCCCUGUAUUCCUCCCAGGCCCAGAUGGACUACCGAGGACUGCCAACUUCUUGCCUGGGGACCAUGCCCCUGUCUAUGUGCCCAUCCAUGGCUGAGACAGGGUCUUACUGCACCACUCAUAUUGCCAACCAUUCCUACUUGCCACUGAGCUGUUGGCAGGCCCCUUGCUCCCAUUCCCCUGGACAGAUCCAAACCCUCUAGACCUCUCCUGAAGCUCCCUGUGCAAACCCACCCACCCCCAACCAACAUCAGCCCUCAUAGUUGGGCUUCACAACAUUGACCGCAGUACUGUUGCUGACAUAAAGUCAGGACCCUCUCUUGUCAGACCAAAGCUCAUUUGACUAAGUUUCUCUUACUUUCAACUUUCUCUGUCCUCUUGAAAGCCAAACUCCUCCAAAAGAAGUCACCACUUCCCACUUCCCACCAGCUUUUCAGACUAUUGCAAUUCAUUCCACCACUACCGCUUUGCUAAUGAAGCAGUCAGGAAAAGCUCACCUCAAACUUUCUAACUGCAAGAUCCAGUAGGAUCUUGUUAAUCCUCAGUUUAUUUGAUUUCUUGGUGGCAUUUGUCAUGUGACUCCUCCUUUCGCCCUUACAUUCUCUCCCACCUUGGCUUCCAUACCACCACCACCUGUCCUGGCUCUGCCCCUGACUCAGAGUAUACUCAGAACACAACUCUGGAAUCAGAGCUAGGUUCAAGUCCUGCCUUACCCCCUUGCCAGCUGUGAGAUGUUGAGUGAAUAACUUAAAACCCUUUGAGCCUUAAUUUUCUCAUCUAUAAAACAGGGGUAGCAACAGAACCCCAUAGAGUUGUGAAGAGGUUUAAGGGAGGUAAUCUAAGUAAUCUAUGCCUAGGACAUAGUAAGCAUUUCAUAUAUCUGAACUAUAAUUAUUCCUUCCUAUUGUCUUACUCGGACGUGUUUCCACUCCUUAAUUAUUACAGUCCCUCAGGAGUCCAUUUUAACACAGUCUCUACUCCCACCCAUUCUUACUGCCUCUCCUAUAUCCAAAAGUUCUUCUCCCCAGCCUAGACUUCCACUACAGCACCUGUGAUGCCUUAUGCAGGUAACUGUUUACUUGUCUGUCUCCCACUACUAGAUUGUGAGCUCCAUGAGGGCAAGGGCCAUCAUUGUCUUUUCUCCCCAGCACCUAGAGUAGUGCGUGGUGCAUGGUAGUGGGUCUUCAAUAAGUGUUUUCUAAAUGUUUCCCUCUUCCUCUAAGCUCUUCAUAUACAGUGGAGAAUGUGAUGAGGGCCAUUCUGGUUAUGGAUUCCCCUCACCCAUUCAAAUUCCCAAAAUAAAUGGUAUUUUUUUGCUGGUUUCAAA
Manis javanica (Malayan pangolin) is the source of this 3056-nucleotide messenger RNA. It is a transcript of the gene MPL, whose product is annotated as MPL proto-oncogene, thrombopoietin receptor. Gene Ontology annotation, molecular function: cytokine receptor activity; protein binding. Gene Ontology annotation, biological process: cytokine-mediated signaling pathway. The record is from RefSeq and is a predicted model, not a curated record. Gene Ontology annotation, cellular component: membrane; external side of plasma membrane. Lineage: Eukaryota; Metazoa; Chordata; Mammalia; Pholidota; Manidae.